This is a messenger RNA of Fraxinus pennsylvanica, 309 nucleotides long. The record is from the annotation of a GenBank genome assembly. NCBI's taxonomy places the organism in Eukaryota, Viridiplantae, Streptophyta, Magnoliopsida, Lamiales, Oleaceae.
AUGUUUGGCUGUAAUCAGUUUCUUCAUUUCAGCAGGAGCACUAGGGAAAGCACGCCAUGCAGUUUGAUUGGGGCUGCCGGCACAGUCUCGACUCCUGGCUCGACCACAAGACAGAUGAGCCCAGAGGCAGCUAUUCAGAGGUCCCGGAAUGCCAUUCUCAGAAAUAUUCCUACAGCACGUGAGAUAGAGGAGUUUUUUGCCCGUGCUGAGCAGUCGCAGCAGCGUCUUUUUAUGGAGAAGUAUAAUUUUGAUGUUGCGAAUGACGUUCCCCUCCCUGGACGGUACGAGUGGGUGAGAGUGAUGCCUUGA